Molecule: messenger RNA, 621 nt
Organism: Cylicostephanus goldi
Lineage: Eukaryota; Metazoa; Nematoda; Chromadorea; Rhabditida; Strongylidae
Source: the annotation of a GenBank genome assembly
UUUUUGAUGGCUAUACUUUUCUUCACCAAGCCGUUCAGAAGCCAAAGCAGAGAAAGUAGCGUGGCCCUUCCGUCCACCGAGGUCGUGGUAGAUGAAUUUGGCGGGUUCGGUGUGCAGACUGCGCUUUCGAUUCGAAUGCCAUUAUGGUCCGAGAGCGACAUCCCAACGUCUCGUAAAUCUUCCCGAUCUGAUCGUAGAAGCGCAUCAGUUGUGUCUAUGCCAACGACUUCAUCAGUGCCAUCGUCGUCCUCAUCAUCCCGGUAUGACACCGAAAUGCAGACUGAACCUGUGAGGAUCGAGUUGGAAGAUAAUGUUGUUGUCGGGUAUCCGUUGAGCGAUAUGCUUUUUGCACCUCCAUCGAACUCCCUAGUACAUGUUGCCGUCAAAGAGGAGAAAGAAGUGCUAAGAUCAGCUCACUGUACGACUGAUCAAACGUCUCGUAUAGUAUCGUGGGAAGAUGUGCUGGAUGGGUCAUUCAAAAAGAAGUAUCCCCAAAAGAGGAUGGAAUCAGCGACAUCUUUGGAAGAGCAAGUGCAUGUAUGGAAUGUGGUGGCAUGUGGCUUUAGUGAUCCUCAAGGUUUGCAAAAUUUCAUCCUUGCAACAUCCUACAAUUGCAGAUAA